CGGAGCAUGGAGAAUGAUGAAUUUUCGGCAGCGGAUGGGAUGGAUCGGAGUCGGCCUCUACCUCUUCGUGAGCGCAGCCGCUUUCUAUUACGUCUUUGAAAUCAAUGACACUUACAAUAGACUGGCACUAGAGCACGUGCAGCCCAAACCGCAGGGUCCUGGGGCGGGAGCAUCAUGGACACACUCCCUGAAGGCGCGCCUGCUGUCGCUGCCAUUUUGGAUGUGGGCAGCUCUCUUCCUCCUUCCUUACUUCCAGCUCUUCCUCUUCCUGUAUUCCUGCACCAGAGCUGACCCCCGCACCGUGGGCUACUGCAUCCUCCCCAUCUGCCUGGCCGUCCUCUGCAACCGCCACCAGUCCUUCGUCAAAGCCUCCAAUCAGAUCAGUCGGCUGCAGUUAAUUGACACUUGAGUUCGUGGACGCUGCGCCGCUCACAUGACAAUCACAGUGCCUAUUUUUUUUUUGUAACCCUUUUUAAAUGUUGGGAAAAGUUAACCCUUUGGCAGCUAAAUCACUUGGGUAAAGGUCAAACUGCAUCACUUGAACUAUCCUGAUGAUGAUGAUGAUGGGAUCUCGUCGUCCUCGUCCCUCCGGUGUCUGAUUCUUCGCCACCUUAGAUGAACCCCGAUAUUUUAUAUUUAUGACCAUGAUGGUGAUUGUUACAAUGUAAAUUGCUUUUUUUUUUUCUAUUCUAUAAGAUCGUCCAGGUCCCUGCCAGAUGUUUUCAGAAGAGACCUGCACCUUUAUUGAUUCCUAUCAAUAAAACAAAAAACGAAACCGUCCAAUCCCGACCAUGGAUUA
Messenger RNA from Hyla sarda, 799 nucleotides. RefSeq names its product lysosomal enzyme trafficking factor (gene LYSET). Lineage: Eukaryota; Metazoa; Chordata; Amphibia; Anura; Hylidae. The transcript has a single exon. The record is from RefSeq and is a predicted model, not a curated record. The coding region runs from base 14 to 409 and encodes 131 amino acids.